Molecule: messenger RNA, 2418 nt
Organism: Cordyceps militaris CM01
Lineage: Eukaryota; Fungi; Ascomycota; Sordariomycetes; Hypocreales; Cordycipitaceae
Product: spindle poison sensitivity protein Scp3, putative
Exons: 5
Coding region: 1-2418 (805 amino acids)
Biological process (GO): protein polyubiquitination
Molecular function (GO): ubiquitin protein ligase activity; metal ion binding
Source: RefSeq, a predicted model, not a curated record
AUGGGAUUGGCCGAAGUGUUGCAGUGGCCGAGUGCACAGCGGGUGCUGUUAGGACGGGAGCGGGAUUACAGCGGUGUUGGGGCGAGACGCAGUGGGAGUUGGGGCCAGGACCAUCAGAAGCAGGUUCGGGCGGUUCAGGCACCUCAGGCACCUCAGCACCACCUCCGGCCUCAGCAGAAGCUACAGCGUCGCCAGCAACGCGAGUUACAGCACGAGUUACAGCACGAGCUACAGCACGAGUUACAGCACCACUUACAGCACCCUUACCCAGCGCAACCACGAACCCCCCAUUUCCGCUCGUCACAGCGUCCUCUUGCGCCUGAAUCCGCUGCAACGCCCGCUACAACGCCCGCUACAACGCCUGCUGUACAUCGUGGAUCACUUAAUACUACUCCUACAAACUGCACCACCGCCACCACCACUCCCCCCCCACUCUACUCACCACCUUCCCCCUCCUCUCCCCUCCCUCUCCACCGUCACACAAGACGUCUUGCCUCGUCCGUCUCUUCCUCUUCCUCCUCCACCCACCGACGACGCUCGUCACGGCCCAUUGCCAAAAUGCCGCCCGAGUAUCGCCAUGCCCGCAGCUCCAGCAUGAGCAUCGCCAACGCCGCCUCCGGACCAACCUCCUCCGUCAUGCCCAGGAGUCCUCCCACCGCUACCCAGCACACAAAACCCAACGGCGCCGCCCUCGUUUUUUUCUGCCGCGCUUCUGGCCAGGCGGGUCAGCAUUCUGCCCAUCCUGCCCUCUCAGCGACCGACCAACUGCCUACACGUUACCCCUCCCUCCCGCGACUCGUGUGCCGCCCGCGAGCUCCCCGAGCAUACACUGCCCAUGUUCCCUGCAAAUUCUACCGCCAAGGUGCCUGCCAGGCUGGUAAUGCCUGCCCUUUCAGCCAUGAGCUCGGUGUCGCCUCUGAAACUGUCUGCAAAUACUUUGCCAAAGGAAACUGCAAGUUCGGCCCCAAGUGCGCAAACAUGCACGUCCUCCCGGACGGCCGCCGAGUCAAUUACGGAAAGAAUGGCUUCACUAUCAUAACCGCCCCCCUCCCUGGCAGCCCCGGUGGUCCGACCUCGCCGAAUUCCGCCGCUACAAACACCUACAAUCAGUCCUCCGCCAGUGCCCUCACUACGUCGCUAUACGAGGCCGAUCAGUCCGGCUUCCCCAGCUACCUCACCGAGAGCCGCCAGCAGCUCCACGACCAUCACCUAAACCUCGACAACGGCCACACUUCCGAGUCUCCCUUUGCUUUCCCCGAGAGCUACGGCUCCCCUCGCGAUGGGUUUGCCUUUUCGCCCGCGAAUGCCAAGGGACUAUCCAUCCUUGACGCUCCAAUGCCCGCUUCAUUUGACUCGAAUGGCAUCUCCAAUGCUGCCCGCUUCCCCGCCGCUCCAUGGCCAUCAUCGGUCCCCUCCAAGUUCGGUCUGGAAUCUCCUUCUGCUUCACUGAGCAACGCCAAGGAUUCUCGAACCUCCGAUACCCUCAAACUCUUGCACACUUCUGCAUUUGGCUCCUCGGACCAAUUUUUAACCACCGGCAGUCCCCCGAGCUCAAACCCAUUCGGAAGUGAAGAGUACUUUGGCAAGCGGGCCAUGCACUCGUCAAGAUAUGCGAAGCCCAAGAUGCUUAGCUCCAGUGUGCCAAAGACGAGCGUCGAUCACGAUUGGGAAGCUAGCUUUGCCUUUGGCGACGAGGGCGACAAUGUGCCGGAAAACUACGUUCCAGAAAAUCUCCAGGAUCUUCUGACGCCAGCCGAGAAGGCUAGAAGAGGUUCCAUGCGAGGCGAGAAUGACGUCAACAUAGAGGUCCUCUCCAAGUAUGGAAGUCCCAUGUCCUCUAGUCCGAGCCGCUGGGGCUCUCUUUUCCAGCGUCAAAAGGAGGAGGAGGAGCUAUCCCGCUCUGCGCGAAACGCUGCCUCUCCUUUUGGUCAUGUCGGCAGCCCUCUGCGGAAUUCAACGCUCGCCCAGCAGAUGGGUGGUGAAGCCUUCGGCACCAGUGCCCCCGGUCGCCCGUCAUCCAUGAGAAUCGGCAGCGACUCCAUGUCUACCCUUUCUCAACAGUUUCAACGCAGCCAGAUCAACGAUCCCCCGACCAGCUCCAGCCCGCGCCUACAUCCCGCAUCUGCAAGGACUGGUGGUUCCAACGCGGUUGGAAAAGACCGUGCCAUGGAACGCCAUGUUUCUACUGGCAGUAUCAGCUCCGCUGUCACCGGCCGGUUCACCACUCCUAUUGACGAGGAAGACCCUGAUUUUGUCUUCAGUAUGGAGGAGGACGAUCCGGUAGCUGCUGCACGCAUGCGCAAACGAGCUUCUGCUGGUCUUGGUAUGAGCAGCUUCAGUUAUGCCGGUGCCGUCACCGGCAAGGCACCAGAUCGCAAUACCAAGGAAAACAAGAACCCGUCGACUAACGGUCGGUGA